This is a messenger RNA of Larimichthys crocea (large yellow croaker), 3833 nucleotides long. It is a transcript of the gene arfrp1, whose product is annotated as ADP-ribosylation factor related protein 1. Gene Ontology annotation, molecular function: GTP binding; GTPase activity. Lineage: Eukaryota; Metazoa; Chordata; Actinopteri; Sciaenidae. The coding region runs from base 261 to 866 and encodes 201 amino acids. The transcript has 7 exons. Gene Ontology annotation, biological process: Golgi to plasma membrane protein transport; intracellular protein transport; protein localization to Golgi apparatus. Gene Ontology annotation, cellular component: Golgi apparatus. The record is from RefSeq and is a predicted model, not a curated record.
UCCACGUAGCGUCACCGCUGUGUUGUCGAGCUGCAGUCGGAGGAAGAAUAAAGCUACAAACGACGACGUUUCUCAUCUGUUCUCGUGUUUCUGUCGAUGUUUCACGCGUGUUCACUAAAUACUUGUUUAUGUUGAUUAUAAUGAAGCCACAGAGGCGCGUGUCGCUCAAUUUGACCACAUAUGUGGGCUAAGCUAUGUUAUCGAGCUAAUUGUGGACAGACUAGUUAGCAGAUACUCGUGUUGUUUACAUUCUCUCCAACAUGUAUACUUUAUUAUCUGGAUUAUAUAAGUACAUGUUCCAGAAGGACGAGUACUGCGUACUCAUCCUGGGACUGGACAACGCUGGGAAAACGACCUUUCUGGAACAAACCAAAACAAAGUUCAGUAAGAACUAUAAGGGAAUGAAUUUAUCAAAAAUCACAACCACAGUUGGCCUGAACAUUGGUACGAUCGACGUGGGCAAAGCUCGUCUCAUGUUCUGGGAUCUGGGAGGUCAGGAGGAGCUCCAGUCUCUGUGGGACAAAUACUAUGCUGAGUCCCAUGGAGUCAUCUAUGUGAUAGAUUCAACUGAUGAAGAGCGGCUGUCAGAAUCGAAGGAGGCCUUUGAGAAAAUGAUCAGCAGUGAGGCGUUAGAAGGCGUCCCUCUCCUCGUGCUGGCCAACAAGCAGGAUGUACCGAACUGUUUGUCUGUGCCGGACAUUAAAACAGCUUUCAGUGACUCUGCCCCGAAGAUCGGCAAGAGAGACUGUUUAGUCCAGCCUUGUACUGCGCUCACAGGGGAUGGAGUGAACGAGGGCAUUGAGUGGAUGGUGAAGUGUGUGGUGAGAAACAUUCACAGGCCACCCAGACAAAAGGACAUCACGUAAGAAGUCUUAAGCACCCUUGAUGCCGCUUCCGGACUAUGAGUUUCUCCUCGAGGACAUUCCACGUAAACCCUGGAGCUCAUAACUCUCCUCUCUCCUCGUGUUUGCUGUGACUUUGAAACACUUUGAAUUUCUGCUUUCAGGAGUUCAUUACAGACAGAGUGUGACAGAAUCUUUGUCACAGAGCAUAAUAUCAGCUGUGAUUUGAGUGGACGUCUGUCCGUUUCACUUGUUGAUGAUUUCUUCUGCUCCCUGUGCGAGCAGCAGCCCCCAGUCUGUGGUGGUUGGCUGCAUCAUGUAUAUCUGCAUGGAGCUUCACUGACAUCUGACACCUUGCACUGCGAUCACAAGAACACAGAAACAUCAGCUCUCUCAUGACAUAUACCAAACUGUAAUACAGCUGUCCUCUGUUGGCUCACAGUGUCACAUUUACAAAACAAUGUUUAAACAGAAUUUAAAUCCACCUAAUUUUUUGUGUGAAUUCACAACGAUGCUGCUGCUGUUGUGCACAGUGUUCCUUAGCUGAGAACAUAUUUGCAUCUACACUUCAGGCCUGUGGUUGGGCGGGCCUCAUAUGCAAACAGCGACCUGUCAAAUCUGAUCCAGCUCAGUACUCAGUAGAUGUUGAACUUCUGAAUUAGAAGCUAAAGAAAGAUACUGUUUGUUUGAUUGUGAUUAGGCGAUUCUCUUUGCAGUAGGUGAAUGACGUGCUCUGGUCUCUAUGGUGCUCUGCUGACUGCAGAAUGAUGUCCUAUAUUUGAACAAUGAUACAAGGUAUUUUUCCUCAUUUUCACAUACAGUUAGCUAGCAAACAUUACAACACAACUUUCAACAUUUUAGGAGGACCAACAUACUACAUACUACAACAUACAACAACAUGCACGACAUAUCCUGCAGCCGUAGCCCCUCAACAUGCUGCCUCCACAGAACCAGGUUUCACUACUUUGCUCACUUUACUUGCUGUUGACAUGUUCUUGUUUCUAGCCCUAAAACCCUUCACUUGUUAUAUUAUUUAUUAAUUUUCUUUUUACCUCAUAUGACUGCCAUAAGAUUGUUGGUUUGUGGUUUUAAGAGGUUUGUAACAUUGUCAGAACUGUUACAUUGAGACUUCAUGUGCAGCUGUGUCAUGUGGAGAGUUCAAGUCCUAAAAUGUUUAGAGGAGCAGUAACAGUAACUGCUCUGUUAGGGCCCACUUUUUUAUGUGUUUGAUUUUCAUGGUUUGCUCAUAGCAGAGGGGAACUGAGUGGGGCUCCAUACAGACUCUGGUGCAGCAGUGCAAACAGACGUGUGUGAGUGAAACACUUCCGACUCAACAGUCACUGAACUGUUUUUUAGGUUUCUUUGUUACCUGUAAAUCCUUUGACCUCUGUAUAACAGUCCCAGAGUGAUCAAAAUGAAACUUUUUUUUUUUGAUUGACUUUGAAAUGUUGAUGUUCAUAAUUCCAGCUGGUUGGUAACUGAAAAGUAAAAACUAAGGUGUGCUGAACACACUCAUGAAUGUUGCUGACCUCUGCAGCAGUGUAACCUGGGUAACCUGAUGUAUGAAAUGAUUUAAAGAACCUGAAGGUGACGUCCUCCACAUACAGUAAUGAUGAUAAUACAUUUCUGAUUUUAAAAAAAGAAAAAAAAAAAGAAAAAAGAAAUCUGUUGAAUGUUCUAUUAUCAGUACUCAAUGACCCACACAUGUGUGAUCAAAAUCUUAAGACUGGGUGAAAAAUUACUAAUAUUCGCAUUCUGGCUGGUGGAACUUAACCAGGUUGUAAAUAGAGCUACAAAAUGCAAAAAUAAGAAACAAGAGCAAGAGACAAGUAGAAGAUGGAAGAAAGCUUUAUUCUCUGAAGAAAAAAAACUUCAUCUGGAUGGUCCUGAUGGUCUCCAAUGUUACUGGCAUGACCAGGAGAUCCCACUGGAGAAGUUUUCUACAUGGCACAGUGGAGGAGGCUCCAUCAUGAUCUGGGGUGCUUUUUCUUUCAAUGUAAAAAUGGAGCUUCAGUUUGUGCAGGGGUGUCAAAAUGUGGCUGGCUCUGUGGAGAUGUUGCAGCAGGGAUCCUUCUUGACUAAGAACCCUUGUCUGUGCAGUGAUUACUGGUCUUUCAACAGGACAAUGCUUCAGCUUACAACACCCGCCUGACAAAGGACUUCUCCCAGGCUUAGCGUUAGGCUCUUUUGGACCAUCCUGCUUGUCCCCCUGAUCUAAAUCCCACUGAGGACGUUUGGGGAGGGAUGGCAAGGGAAGUUUACAAAAACAGACGUCAGUUCCAGACCAUGGAUGCCCUUCCCGAAGCCAUCUUCACCACAUGGGGCAAUGUUCUCACCAACCUUCUGGAAAAACUCGCAUCAAGCAUGCCUAAAUUAAUUUUUGAAAUGAUGAAGAAUGGUGGGGCAUCUGAGUAUUACUGAGUCCAUUUUUGACACUUUUAGAUCUAUUUUUGGUUAUUUUGGGCUGUGGCCUUUUGAUCAGCUGAUAAACAGCCUGUUUGAGUUUAAAUGCAGUUUUCAAUAAACUGAUGAUUCUUUUUUGUUUUUUGUUCUGAAGCGCAAAAUGCAAAUAUUAGUUAUUUUUCACCCGGUCUUAAGAUUUUGAUCAGGAGUGUACACUGAUUAUGAAGAAUAAAACUCAUUCAUACUCUUAGAGUUGUUAUUCAGACAAAUGACUGAAUGUGUGGUAACUGCAGGAACCUUGUCAGAUGUUAGGUUUACACUUUCUACAAAAUUCAAUAAACUGUCAACAUCAAAAUAUAGUAGGUUCCAAAAAGAGACACCAGCCUGAACUAUUAGAAUGAAGCAGAAAUGAUUGAUUAAGAUGAAGGUUUAUGGAUAGGAUCAGUAAAAGCAUGUCUGUCAGUGAGAGUAAAAUGUAACAUUUUCAGUCACUUUUGCAUGUUUGUAUCCAGAAAACUGAAAAGAGACAGAAAGUUUUUACUUUGUGUAAGUUUAUACAUGUGUUGGAAAUAAGUCCUGGUCUUGGUA